Molecule: messenger RNA, 1395 nt
Organism: Colias croceus (clouded yellow)
Lineage: Eukaryota; Metazoa; Arthropoda; Insecta; Lepidoptera; Pieridae
Exons: 5
Coding region: 267-1091 (274 amino acids)
Cellular component (GO): nucleus
Source: RefSeq, a predicted model, not a curated record
GCGAAACGAUAUCUAAAUUCGUCAUCGUCUCUGAGAUAUCGAUAACAAUUUCCUAGCCAAGUCGCGGUCGCGAUCGUUGUGUCGAAUUCUUUAUUCGUACGAAACGAAAAUAUAUAGUGCCAAUGUCAAACAAGAAUUGUGACAUUUCUUGUCGGAAUAAACUCGCGAACUGGGAAAUCAUAUUUUUUGAUAUUAUUAAAAGUAAUAACAUUCAAUUCACUUAAUAUCACUGCUAAAAUAUUAUUAAUAGUGAUAAACUUAUAAAAAUGGAAUCAAGAGCGCGAGCAAGUUCCGAACAAUUGUUAAUGCUUCUUGAGUUUAUGGAAAAUCAUAGUGACUUGGCUAGGCCUCUGGCUGGAGCUCAAGGUCGGGUAAGAUCGGAGCAACUAUGGGCUGAUCUUACAAACAUUUUAAAUGCUCAGGGAGGUGGGGUCAGCAAGACAACAGAAAAGUGGAAAAAAGUAUGGGCAGAUUGGAAGUCAAAGACCAAAAAAAAGGGAUUGACUAUAAAGCAACAUGCAGGACGGACUGGAGGUGGACCAGCCAGCGGGCAAACCUUGUCAGCUAGUGACAAAAGAGUGCUAGCUAUAAUGGGUUCCAUAGCAGUGGAAGGACAAGCCUCUGUAGAAAAGCUUGGAUUUAAUAUAUCUCAAUCUUCUGAUGAUCCUGUUGCUCAAGAGGAUAUAGUGUAUGUGAUAGAAAGUGUAGAUGAUACAAAUACCACCACGAGGCCCACUCGUGCUCAGGAACAGCGGCCUGCUGCACCAUCCCCGCCAGCCUCACCAGCCCCUGCAGCACCAUCUGCAAGGCGUCGUCCGCGGCUAAGGUCGCCAGCGACACCGCAGUCUGCUGCCUCUCCCGACCGCCCUUGUUUGCGACCUCGCUGUAGACGGGCACCUACCCCCUUCGAGAGAGCGGCAAGCGAGUUUACGGCUGUGGAAUUACGACGCCUGGAGCUGGAGGAAACCAGGAUGAGACAGCAGCACGAGCGUGAAUUGCGAGCAUUGGAGGUUGAGCAUGAACGCAACCAAGUUUUUAAUAGACUAGUGGACGUCGCUCAAGCCUGGCUUGAUAGAACACUGAACCACUGAUCAUUGAAUAGUUACUCAGUCUCAGUGGUUAUAUAGAAUCUACGCGAUCUAUCGUAGCUUGCGCUAUCCUUUUACUACAGCAAAGGUCCCCUGAGUUGACCUUUGCUGUUCAUAGUAAAAGGAUAGUGCAAGCUACGAUAGAUCGCGUAGAUUCUAUCUAACCACUGAGACUGAGUAACUAUUCAAGGAGAGCGCCCAGCAACGUGUCCUCUCUCUGGAAAGGCUCGCUGCCGACUGAUUUGAAUCGGGUCGCGCGCAGUGUUUUAUACUUUAAAAAAAAUAUAGAAAAAUAAUAGAGAUACUU